This is a messenger RNA of Raphanus sativus (radish), 835 nucleotides long. RefSeq names its product photosystem II core complex proteins psbY, chloroplastic. Gene Ontology annotation, molecular function: manganese ion binding. The record is from RefSeq and is a predicted model, not a curated record. Gene Ontology annotation, cellular component: membrane; chloroplast thylakoid; photosystem II. Gene Ontology annotation, biological process: photosynthesis; cell redox homeostasis. NCBI's taxonomy places the organism in Eukaryota, Viridiplantae, Streptophyta, Magnoliopsida, Brassicales, Brassicaceae. The transcript has a single exon. Bases 109 to 720 code for a protein of 203 amino acids.
ACUGAUCCUCCUUCUCUCCUUCUCAUUGGAUAAGAGAAGUAACCCAAAAAAAACACAUCUCAUAAACUCACUCCUCAAAUCUCUCUCAUCUUUCAAACUCUCCGAUCAAUGGCAGCGACAAUGGCGACAUCAGCAAAAUGCAUGUCCCUAAACACAUCUCCUCCCAAACCCCUAAACCAGACCAAACCCAUCUCUUCCUCAAAACCCUUCGUCUCCCUCCCAAACCAACCUAAGCCCACUGUCUCCCUCGCCGUCACCAGCACCGCCCUCGCCGGAGCCGUGUUCUCCGCCCUCAGCUACUCCGAACCAGCAUUCGCCGCUCACCAGAUCUCUCAGCUCGCGGCGGCGGCGGCGGCUCAAGGCAGCGACAACCGCGGCCUAGCUCUUCUCCUCCCCAUCGUCCCGGCCAUCGGAUGGGUCCUCUUCAACAUCCUCCAGCCGGCUCUCAACCAGAUCAACAAGAUGCGUGCGAGCAAAGGAGUCGUCGUGGGUCUUGGCGGCAUCGGCGGUGGUCUCGCCGCGUCAGGGCUUUUGACUAUGACCCCCGAGGCUUCCGCUGGUAUUGUUAACGAGAUGGCGGCGGUGGCUGAAGCGGCGGCGAAAGUUGAUGACAACAGGGGACAGUUGUUGCUGUUCGUGGUUGCACCGGCUCUGCUUUGGGUUCUUUACAAUAUAUUGCAGCCUGCUUUGAACCAACUCAACAAAAUGAGGAACAAGUAAUAAUCUUAUUUAUCAAUAUAUAUAUAAUCAUCGUUGGGAUUCAAAAUGUAAAAUUAAUCAAUUUGUUUCAUGGACAGAUUUCUAUGGUUAAAUUUUGGACAAACUUGAUCUUGUU